UACAAAUGUGGGAGUGGGGAGAGGAGCAGAAAUUGGCAGUAGCAGACCUACAGACGGCAUUUAAGGAAGCAUCAGUGCUGGAACUGCCACAAUGGGACGUGCCUUAUGUACUGUACACAGAUUGGAGCAGUGCAGGGAUGGGAGCCGUACUGUGCCGGGUGGUGGAUGGCAUGGAAAGAGUAGUGGCGUUUGCCAGCCGCAGCUGCAAUGCAUCAGAGGCAAACUACUCAUCAUACGAAGGGGAAGAGCUAGGGGCAGUGUGGGCAGUGGGACAUUUUAGGGUGUACCUUCAAGGGAAACAUUCACGUUGGUCACAGACCAUGAGCCUCUGCUAUGGCUGAUGUAGAAUCAAGUGCUUACUGGGAG
Messenger RNA from Closterium sp. NIES-67, 366 nucleotides. NCBI's taxonomy places the organism in Eukaryota, Viridiplantae, Streptophyta, Zygnematophyceae, Desmidiales, Closteriaceae. The record is from the annotation of a GenBank genome assembly.